AAGGGGGCCAAAAAAGACGACGAGGAGGAGGAAGCAGCAUGGGCGCCAAGCAGAGCGGCCCGGCCGCCGCCAAUGGCCGCACUCGGGCUUACUCCGGCGGGGAUUUACCUUCGAGUAGCGGCGGCGGCGGCGGCGCUAACGGGACUGGCGGGCGGCCGAUAGGUGGCGGGGGAAGGUACGCGCACCUGGCGUCGGGAGCGCACCACGCGGGGCCCGGCGGCUCUGCGGCGGCCGCGGCUCCUCCGGUGGCAGCGCCCCGGAGCCGGUCUCUGGUUGGGCCGGCCGCCUCCGGGGCUCGAGCCGCGCACUCUGCCUUCAACAUCCCCAACAGCAGCGGCCUCUACGGCUCCCAGGAUUCGGUCAACAGCACCCCUGAGGACGGCGGGCGGGAGCGGCCCGGCGCUGGAGGAGGCGGCGGCGGAGGAGGAGGAGGACAUGGCGGCGGGAGCGGUGGGCCCCGGCUGGUCAUCGGCUCCUUACCUGCCCACCUCUCGCCUCACCUGUUUGGAGGAUUCAAGUGCCCUGUUUGUUCCAAGUUUGUAUCUUCAGAUGAAAUGGAUUUACAUCUUGUGAUGUGCUUGACAAAGCCAAGGAUAACCUACAAUGAGGAUGUGCUGAGUAAGGAUGCUGGGGAGUGUGCAAUAUGCUUGGAAGAGCUACAACAAGGGGAUACAAUAGCACGAUUGCCUUGUCUAUGCAUAUACCAUAAAGGAUGCAUAGAUGAAUGGUUUGAAGUAAACCGGUCUUGUCCUGAGCAUCCUUCAGAUUAAUGGUGGAGGUUUCUGGUUUGUAGUCUCUUACACUGAUCAACAGAUGUAAAGGAUCUGAAGUUCCGUCUUCAGAAGUAGAUUUGAAACUGGACUCGUGUUCAUUUUGGACCAGAAAAGUGGAGAGGGAACAUUGCACAGAGCACAUCCCGCAGUGUACCAAGACCUUGCCUAAAGGAGACACAGGAAUUCUGAAAAUGCUGCACAUUCAGGAACAAUCUUCUUCCUUUAUGGACUUUAUGGACAACAUUUUGUAUCUACAGGCCAAAGUUACUAAUUUUCAGUUUAAUUUUUUAAAAGCUGUCUACAGAAGCAGGAUAUUGUCGUAUCCUUUCUUGAAUGGAAGCUUUGUGCUCCAGAUCAACACUUUGGAACAUUUGCACAAGGAAGAUGCCAUCUUAGGUUAGAAACUUUCUGCCAUUCCCUGCCCCCUCCACUGAAGAAAAAUAAAUGGCAAACAGUGAAGUACAGUCAAAUGAGGCGACCUCGCUCAUGAAUUCCCCACCUUGUUGUCAGUAUGCCAUUCACACCUUUUUCUGUGAAAAGAAUGCAACAUUCCUCAACUUAAGCAAUUUUUUUUCUAAGUAACUCCUUGUCAGAUUGCAGCCCAAAGAGCAAAACAAUAACCUGGGCAGAUUGUUACUUGACAGGCUAAAAGGUUGGUGAAAUUGGCAUACUGUGUUCAUUCCUGUGUAAGUAUACAAAAGUCCACUUUUACUGCUUGUGGGGUAUCAAUGCAACAGCGGCAAAAAUUGGGGGGGGGGAGGGCAUAAUUUAGCAGCUAUGCAAUUUUUUUUAAAAAAACAUGGGAAUAUAAGAAUUACCAUCUCAAGUGCUGCCAGUUAAGGUAAUUUUAACGGGUAUUUUUUUAAAUGUUUCAGGUAGUUAUUUUCUUGUAAUACUUUACUCUCCUAGCUGUGUAGCCGCGAAGAUGGGCAAAGUGAUACCAAUUCCUGAAGUUUUCAUGGGGAUGAUGGGACCUGGCUUGACUUCUUGUGUGUACUGUUUUUAAAUCAAAAAUUGUUUCAGUGACAGAACAUAGUAACUGGCAUCUAACACGGUUGGUCAGGCGAUAAUUCUAUGUCCAGUGGCUCAUAAUUCAUAAUGAUAUGGGUUUAAGCAUCCAUAACUGGACGGAGGAUUUGACUCUAUUUCAGUCCUUUAAUUUGUUACUGUUCUAUUGUGGCUUACUAUGAAUUGUAAAUGGAGGUAUCGGGUUGGGUGGGGAAGGCACUCAUAAAGAAAAUUUGAGUUUAAUAUAUUUGUUUCCACAAGGAAAGGGGGCCUGUUUGAAAUUUAUUAAAAUACCUUGUGAAGUUUGUACUAAGGUGGAAAAGUAUUGAAUAAAGGUGACUGAAAUUUUAAAAAUGUUUAAAUAGAAGAAA
This is a messenger RNA of Heteronotia binoei (common prickly gecko), 2152 nucleotides long. It is a transcript of the gene ZNRF2, whose product is annotated as zinc and ring finger 2. The transcript has 5 exons. NCBI's taxonomy places the organism in Eukaryota, Metazoa, Chordata, Lepidosauria, Squamata, Gekkonidae. The coding region runs from base 39 to 770 and encodes 243 amino acids. The record is from RefSeq and is a predicted model, not a curated record.